CAGCGCAGCCUUAUCGCGCAUGCGCCGCGAGUGCCAGUGUAAAAAAAAAUGGCCGCCAAAUUUUACGUACUCUUUCUACUAGUUGCGACAGGGAUAGCAGCAGGCGCUCGCUCCCGUCCCAGGAUACAGCAGCAGCCCUUAGAAGAUGCUUACGAAUAUGAACCCCAAGCACAGGAGAGGGCUUCCGGCAACCAGGUGGUGCUAGUACCAGCUGACGCCUACGACGCCCUCUACCGGGCGACGGACAGACAAGACGAGGAGUACGAGCCCAGACCCAGGACUCAGUCCAGAUUGAAGCAGCCAGCUCCCCACGAGAGCAAUAAGCAGCCUCCCGUGCAGACCAUAAGGAAUUAUAAUAAGGUAAACGACGACGGCAGUUUCACAUUCGGCUACGAAGCUGCCGACGGUUCCUUUAAAGAGGAGACCAGGGGCACAGACUGCGUGGUCCGCGGCAAAUACGGCUACAUCGACCCCGACGGCAACAAGCGAGAGUUCACCUACGUCUCUGGCAACCCUUGCGACCCCAACAAACCAAACGAAGAAGAAGAGAACGAACCAGCAGCACCAGAUUCCAGUGAACGUGACGAUGGAGUACCCAACUAUCCGACCAGACCAGCGCUGAGGCCGACUACCGCUAGACCCACAACGACUUACUUCCAGAACGAUUUCAGAGACGCUGAUGAGGACGAAGCCGAAGAGGAACCCCUGCAGCAUAUCAGACAAAGAGUUGUUCAACGCCCAGCCAUAAGAAGACCCACUUAUCAAGCUCAACCCAUCGCUAUCACUCCACGUCCACUACCCGCCACCACGGCGAGGGCGUUACCUCCAGCGACAACUUUCAGACCGCAGUUAGUCCAAGUGACUCCGAAACCUCAAGUGCAAUAUACCCCAGAACCAAACUACUCACCUUCUCCAGCCCCGGCAGUUAUCACAACAAGUAGGCCAAGUCCAGGACAGAUUGACUUCGCAGCUGAAUUCGCCAAGUUCCACCGCGAAAACCAGCAGCUGCAAACCACUACAUCAUCCAUCAGCAAUCCUACCAAAUCCACUCUCACUGCUUCUCCAGCACCGAGCGGCAAUCCUCUAUACUCCACUGAACUCGUAUACGACCCUUCAAGCGGGUCAUACAACACGCAAUUAUUCCAAUCGCUUCCUCAGACUAAAGGAGAAUUGAACUUGAAUCAGCGACUGCAACCCUACGUGGCUCAGCAGCAAGCGUCUCCUCGGCCCUUCGUACCAUCGCCGCAGAUAUCUCUAGACCCUUCUCCGGCCCCUAACGUGCCUCUCUUCAGACACCAAAUCCAGCACGCGAAUCCACAAGAAGUGUACCAGAGGCAGCAGGCCGAGGCGCAGUUCCAGAGCUCCCAACAGUUGUUUGCUCAACAGCAACAGUUGCAACAGAGUCAGCUACAAAGAGACCGUGCUGCGGCCAGGGCUCAGGCUCAAAGACUUGCUCUUGCAGCGCAGUCAGCCCCACAAAGGGUGCAGGCCCAGCAACCUCAGUACUACUACGUCGCGCCCCGUGGUGAAUCACCUUCGUCGGGACAGAUAGACGCCUUCCUGAGAGGGCACGGAAUUCAGUUCUAGGAUUAGGAUUUAGCUAAUUUGACCGAUCGACACUUGGAGGCCAUAAUUUGUCGGUCUGAUAGAAUUAUUAAAAGUUUGCGGUUCGUACGUCGAUAUUUCGGUAAAUAAUUUGACUUUUAGCCAUCAUUUUUAAAGUUAUGAAUUUCUCUCAAUGUUUUCAUUUUUGAUAUACUUAGUCUUGUUCCGUCAGUCCAUUGAUGAAUGCUGAGAAUAAGUCAACCGACGACUUUUCACAAGUCGCGUAGACUGUAUAAUUUUGCAACGAAAUUUAUUACUUGCUACCGAAAAAUGACUAAAUCUGAGACGACUACUAAUCAAUUCGACAUCAAUAUCAAUUGUUACUUAAUUUAUUAAACAAAAUUUGUCGAUGCGUGAACCGUGUUAUAACAGUCGAGCGAAAGUGUCUAACUCUAGUUGGAGGGUCUGAAGCAAACGUGUACAUAAUCUGUGUCUAAUCAUACCUAAGUAUAGCUAGAUUAGUAUAAGUUAGGGCUCCCCCACACUGGGCGUCUUUCGAGCGACGCCGUGUAGCUUGCGCCUACGCAGCGUCGACGUCGCGAUAUGUA
This is a messenger RNA of Amyelois transitella, 2153 nucleotides long. It is a transcript of the gene CPH28, whose product is annotated as probable basic-leucine zipper transcription factor R. The record is from RefSeq and is a predicted model, not a curated record. Bases 49 to 1587 code for a protein of 512 amino acids. The transcript has 4 exons. Gene Ontology annotation, cellular component: chitin-based extracellular matrix. Gene Ontology annotation, molecular function: structural constituent of chitin-based larval cuticle. Lineage: Eukaryota; Metazoa; Arthropoda; Insecta; Lepidoptera; Pyralidae.